Rhagoletis pomonella (apple maggot) is the source of this 677-nucleotide messenger RNA. RefSeq lists its product as uncharacterized. The record is from RefSeq and is a predicted model, not a curated record. NCBI's taxonomy places the organism in Eukaryota, Metazoa, Arthropoda, Insecta, Diptera, Tephritidae. The transcript is spliced from 2 exons. Bases 162 to 572 code for a protein of 136 amino acids.
AAACAGGUGUCGUAGUUUAAUUUAAGAAGCCAAGGUCUACUGAAAGCCAGCAGGUUUGUGACCAACGUCGGUAAAAGAAUAGUGCGAAAGAACAUACCUAUAGAAGAAUAUAAUAAUCUGAAUAAAAAAGCAAUAAACUUCAACAAGUUUCAUAUCAGAGAAUGUCGUUCUUUAAUAUCGAUAUGCGGUUGUUGACGUUAAUGCUGUUGUGGUUUUUGUGUACGAGCACCACCAGCCAAGCAGCACCUACAAUUAAGGAAGUGAUUGCAGAAUCAGCAUCAGCUAAUAAACCCACAACAAUAUUGCCAGAUAUUGACACUGAAAUGCAGUCAAAAUUACAAACGGCUGUUGAACAGAGUACCAGCGUUGCUGCUGGGAAUGAUAUUGUCGAUGAUGAGGCUGCUGCUGCUGUUGCGGUUGCCGCAUCCGCUGAGCAUAUGGCCACUGACAUUGUGGCACCAUUAACUCACAUUGCGCACAUUACCUACGAUUCAGUGCCGGUGACGCAUAAGCCCGAUGAUCAUAAGCCACUCUUUCAUCGGGAAUCGCACGAUGAGUUGGUAAGGUUGUAAAAUGCGGAAUGUGAAACUGUGUAAAUCGCUGGCAAUACUUAAAAUAUUUAAUGUAAGAAAACAGCAAAAUGAAUUGGAAAUAUAAAAUAAAGUCGGAAAAUUUAA